CUCACCCUCACAUCACAUCUCACUCAACCAACUCCACCUCAACUCAAAUUAACCCACACUCACCUCUACUCACACUCAACUCGUCCAUAUACUACUACCUGCUUCAAAAAACAAAGCAAUGGACGAUCCCUCAACCCAAACAACCCUCGUCCUAACACACCUCUCCAAAACCCUUUCCCUCUCCCCGCCCCAAUCCACCCACCCGCCCGCAACCCUCACCGGCCUCCCAACAUCACACACCGGAACAGCCUACCUCUUCCUCUCCGUCUCGGCCCACCACCCCCGGCUCCAAAUCCACUCCUACCCGGCCAUCCACUGGGCCCGCGCCUACAUCUCCAACAUCCCGACCCCGUCCGCCCCGAUAUCUCUGCCGUCUACACAAGAGACAUCACGAGAAGGGCCCGUCAUAGGCCUCCUCUCCGAUGCCCUCGCCGGCCCCGCCGUCCGCGCCUGCGUGACAAAAGACCUCCUCCACGUCCGCAAGUUCCUCGCCAUCCUCUCUCCCGUGUUGGAACACAUCAUAUCCUCCAACGCGAACGCAAACUCGUUCUCUUCAGCACCGACGACAAACUCCUCAGCAAUGGACCUAGACGGCCCAGAACCGACAAGAACAACAACAACAACAACAAUGCAACCCCUACCCAGCUGCCUCCUCCACGGCCUCGCAGGAACACUCUACCUCCUCCGCCUAAUCCGCCACUGGGUCCCCUCCUCCGCGCCCCUCGUCUGCGGCGCAAUAGUCCACGUGUCAGAGUACCUCCUCGGCCCGCAUCCCUGGACAUGUCCUUCUCGAUCACCCGCAUCGUCUGAAUCUCACUCUCACUCUCACUCUCAUUCAUCACCACGACCGUCACCAGAAGACACCCGCGGCACAACCCACGGCGACCUAGGCAUAAUAACCCAACUCGUCCUCACAUCUCCUCCCCUCGCCGCAUCCCCGGCCCUGAAAUACCGCCUCGCCGGCCUCCUAGACCUCCAGCUUCCCAACGGCGACUGGCCAGCCCCACCACCCACCUCACCACCCACCUCACCAAACUCACAACACCCCCAAAGCGGCAUACAACAAUCUUCAAACGCACCACUAACACCAGACCAAACACCAACACAGCCAGAACCCCCAGCAUCACCACAACCACCCCGCGCCUUCGCCUCCGGCCCCCAAGGCCUCGUCCUCUCCCUCCUCUCCCUACGCCCCUUCUUCCCGACCCUACACCAUCGCAUCGACGACGCUGUUGAGAGGGCGCGCGAGUUCCUCUGGGCUAGGGCCGUUGACUCUGAGGUGCCGACUGAGGAGGUGAACCUGUUUUACGGGUCGUUGAGUACCGCGUUGUAAGUUUCCUCGUCUCAGUUUAUUGUGUGUUGUUUGCAUGUGAG
This is a messenger RNA of Colletotrichum phormii, 1374 nucleotides long. RefSeq lists its product as uncharacterized. Gene Ontology annotation, biological process: carbohydrate metabolic process. The record is from RefSeq and is a predicted model, not a curated record. Bases 119 to 1333 code for a protein of 404 amino acids. NCBI's taxonomy places the organism in Eukaryota, Fungi, Ascomycota, Sordariomycetes, Glomerellales, Glomerellaceae. The transcript has a single exon.